Huiozyma naganishii CBS 8797 is the source of this 630-nucleotide messenger RNA. It is a transcript of the gene TSR2, whose product is annotated as Tsr2p. Gene Ontology annotation, cellular component: nucleus. The transcript has a single exon. Lineage: Eukaryota; Fungi; Ascomycota; Saccharomycetes; Saccharomycetales; Saccharomycetaceae. The record is from RefSeq and is a predicted model, not a curated record. Bases 1 to 630 code for a protein of 209 amino acids. Gene Ontology annotation, biological process: maturation of SSU-rRNA from tricistronic rRNA transcript (SSU-rRNA, 5.8S rRNA, LSU-rRNA).
AUGUCUAGUACAGAUCAGUAUGCGGUGAUUGAAUGCGACCAGGGACAGAACAGUCUUUUGUUCGGUGACGAGAAGCAGCAGGCGCGGUUUGAACUCGGGUUGUCCAUGCUGGUUCACGGCUGGGACUCGCUGGACAUCGCUGUGGUGAACCAGUGGGGUGGCCCAGAGUCUGCGGACAAGAGGGACUGGAUCACUUCUGUGGUGGUGGACCUGUUCAAGGAGAACAAGACGCUGGACUCGGCGGUGCUCGAGGAAACGUUGCUGUACGCCAUGUUCGACGAGUUCGACACGCAUGUGGACGACGGGUCCGCGCAGAUGAUCGCCCUGGGGAUGUUGAAGCUGUAUGACGAGUGCAGACAACUGAACUUCAACACCGUGGAGAAAUUGUACGGGAAAUGGAUGGAGAAGCAACGGAGAGGUGUAGACACGACGAGAUACGUUCAGAUUAACGAGGUCAGCGGCACUGACGACGAGGGGGAUGAGGACGAGGACGAUGAGGACGAGGACAUGGGUAUGGAUGGAGAAAUGGAGGCAAAUGCGGGCAUUCCUGAACUUACCACCGCGCCGGAACCCGUUGUCGACGAUGAUGGGUUCGAGUUGGUUCAAAAGAAAGGUAAGAGAAGGCAUUAG